This is a messenger RNA of Lonchura striata (white-rumped munia), 960 nucleotides long. It is a transcript of the gene CALHM2, whose product is annotated as calcium homeostasis modulator family member 2. Gene Ontology annotation, cellular component: plasma membrane. NCBI's taxonomy places the organism in Eukaryota, Metazoa, Chordata, Aves, Passeriformes, Estrildidae. Gene Ontology annotation, molecular function: monoatomic cation channel activity. The record is from RefSeq and is a predicted model, not a curated record.
AUGGCUGCCCUCAUCGCUGAGAACUUCCGCUUCCUCUCCUUGUUCUUCAAGAGCAAAGACGUGAUGAUUUUCAAUGGUUUGGUGGCACUGGGCACAGUGGGGAGUGAGGAGCUCUUCUCAGUCGUUGCAUUCAACUGCCCCUGCUCCCCUGCCCGCAACUACAUCUAUGGGCUGGCUGCCAUCGGUGUCCCGGCCCUGGCCCUCUUCCUCAUUGGUGUCAUCUGGAACAACCACACUUGGAACCUGGUGGCCGAGUGCCACAAGCGUGGCACCAAGAACUUUUCUGCUGCUGCCACCUUCCUCCUCUUCGGCUCCAUCAUGGGCCGAGCAUCCGUGGCACCCAUCACUUGGUCGGUCAUCUCGCUGCUGCGUGGGGAAGCUUACAUCUGUGCCCUCAGCGAGUUUAUCAAACCAUCCUCCCUGGACAAGUUUCCAGCUGAGUACGGGGCCGAGGUGCUGGCCAAGUUCCCUUGCAGAGACAUCCCAGCAAACCUCACCAAGUUCAGGGACGAAGUGACACGAAGGUUGAGAUACGAGUCCCAGCUCUUCGGCUGGCUGCUCAUCGGCAUUGUUGCGGUCCUGGUUUUCCUCACCAAGUGCCUGAAGCACUGCUGCUCGCCGCUGAGCUACCGGCAGGAGGCCUACUGGGCCCAGUACCGCUCCAACGAGGACAAGCUCUUCCGACGCACGGCCGAGGUCCACUCCAGGAUCCUGGCAGCCAAGAAUGUGAAACAGUUCUUUGGCUUUGUGGCACUGGACAAGGAGGAGAAGGAGCUGGUGCAGGAGUUCCCAGUGGAGGGCGUCCAGCCGAGCCCCCAGUGGAAUGCCAUCACAGGUGUCUACAUCUACCGAGAGAACAAGGGCUUCCCCCUCUACAGCCGCCUCCACAAAUGGGCCAAAGGGGUGGAAGGGAACGGGCCAACCCCAGAAGGCCACGAACUGCUGUUUUUAGCUUCCUAA